Messenger RNA from Xyrauchen texanus (razorback sucker), 6365 nucleotides. RefSeq names its product rp1 like 1a (gene rp1l1a). Lineage: Eukaryota; Metazoa; Chordata; Actinopteri; Cypriniformes; Catostomidae. Gene Ontology annotation, biological process: retina development in camera-type eye; axoneme assembly; intracellular signal transduction. The transcript is spliced from 3 exons. The coding region runs from base 1 to 6354 and encodes 2117 amino acids. The record is from RefSeq and is a predicted model, not a curated record. Gene Ontology annotation, cellular component: axoneme.
AUGCAGAGAGUGACCACAGGCUCCUUCGAUAUCGAUCCCCAGUUUAAAGAUGAACAUCAUCAUUUUCCACAUCCUCCAUCAUCCUCGUUCUCCUCCAGCGUGACUGGGGCAACACCAGCCAAAAGAAUCACCUUCUACAAGAGCGGCGACGCCAAGUUCAAAGGCGUCAAGAUGGCCAUCCACAAACGCAGCUUCAAAUGCUUUGAUGCCUUACUGGAUGACCUUUCCCAAAAGGUCCCUCUCCCUUUUGGUGUCCGUACCAUCACGACCCCCAGGGGCACCCACAGCAUUAAAUAUUUAGAGCAGUUGGAGGAUGGGGGCUGUUAUUUGUGCUCCGAUCGCCGCUACGUGAAGCAAAUCAACAUGGAAGCUGCAGGGAAGAUGCCAGCAGUCUGGCAGCACCACAGCCACCUUCAUAAAUCCCAAAGGAAGCCCUCCAGACCCAAAGAAGCCCCCUCGGGAUACCAGCACUACCAUCGACACCCAAAGAGGAUCCUACUAGUGAAAAACAAUGACCCUGCUAUGAGAAGGUCCAUCAUUCUGAAUAGGAGAACCGCUCGAAGCCUUCGUGUCUUCAUGGAGGAGAUUUCCGAGCUCAUGCAGUGUCAUGUUAAGAAGCUCUAUACGCUGGAGGGAUGCAAGAUUGACAGUAUUCAGUGUUUGAUGCAGUGCCCAAGUGUUUUGGUGUGUGUAGGUCGAGAACCCUUCAGGCCUCUUCUUAUGGAGAGCGCGAAGAAGCUCUCAGAAGAAAGACUGCCAGGAAUGGGCACAAGAUCUCGGUCCAGCAGUGAAGGCCAUGAGAGCAAAAAGAAUGUAAACUUUGGCUUGAAGACAAAGAAAAGCAUCAUACAUCCAAGAUCAGACUCCAGUAACAGAUCAACAAGAUUCUCCCUUUCUUCAGAAAAGUCCUAUCAGAAUGGAUUAUGCGUGACGCCAGGACAAUCCGGUUGUGUCAGCACCUGUCCAUUCGUUAAAGAACUCGUAGUGAAUGACGACAUUGAGAAGAGGGUGCUUGUAAACAAAGACGGCAGCCUGUCUGUUGAGAUGAAAGUUCGCUUUCACCUCUUUAACGAUCAGACUCUCCAGUGGUCCACUGAGAUAAAAAAGUCCUCAACAAAACUCUAUGAUAGAAGCUCUGUGAAAGUCGGCGAGCCGAAUUAUCCUCAAGCUAAAGCUAAAUAUUCAGACCCAGACUCCAUUUCGCCAUCUGAGACAGAGGAAGCAUUUGCGACAAAGUUACAUCAGAAGCAUGUUGAGGAAUCACAUUGUCAAAAUUGUUGCAACCACUACCAAGAGUACGACAUUUGGAAAAACCCCAUGCACAAAGACCAUGCGGCCUGCAAGUCGUCAAGUUCAAGUGGAUCGUCUCGUGAAAUUGUACACAAAAAGUCGUCUGUGGAGAGCAUGCAAACAAUUUCUCAAAACAGUGAGGAAUACACUGAGCGUAUGGUGAAAAACGCCUCGUGCUUUAAGCAGACUAUGGCGGAAGGAGACACCAGAGUGGAAUACUGUGCAAUAAAUCGCUGUUGCAGUCGAAGUGAAGUAUCAACCUUUGCCGUUAACUCAAAGAGCAGUCAAGCUAAAAGAAAAUGUUCUCAUAUGGACAUCAGGGAAACUGAUGCUGGAAAAUCUCCAACGCCACACCAAGAGGUCACUAAGGUAAUGGAAGAGUGGCCAAUUUCUGUUGUCAGCAGCUCGUCCAAAGUGUUUGAGUCUUUUAAGGAAGAUCGAGAUGACUAUUACGAUGACCUGCUAUCAAGCAUCUCCAGAGCAUCACAUUGGUCUCAGAGUGACCAUCUUGAGCAUGAUAAUCAAUUCAAAUGUAUUCAUUGUUGUGGCUGUCAGGCCUCUCAAAGAUCUUAUUUAUCCCCCAGACCUCCAAGUAAAGGAUCAAGUGGUGUUGUUCACUCAUUGAAGCUCAAAAAGUAUAAUACUGCUUUCACAGCACCAGUAGAUGGUGAAGGACUACUAAAUCAUACAGACAGGGCAAAGAGUAUGACAUCUAUAGCUUCAAAAGCGUCAUCCAGAUCCCAUGAAUGCCAUUGUGGAGCCAAAACCCCAAGUUCAGUUCCAUCUGGACAUAGCCAAGCACCUUUAAAAUCCAGAGUACAAACAAACAUCCCUGGAUCCAAUGCAUCAGAUGCUCUGGAGAUAUGCAAAGAUGAAAAAGAGCAAGUCAAUAGAUCUCAAAAUGCCAUGUCAGGAAAUUCAGGACUCUCUAGAAGAUCUGGCAAGUCUGGUGUAUGUUCUCAUUGUGGUGAAUGUAAAAGAUUGUCAGGUAAUCUAGAGGGGACAGAUGCACUUGUAACUGAGAUAGAAGUUGGUUCCAUAAUGUCAAACAAAUCUGAAAAAUGUGUUUCACAUGCUUGUAAAAACUGUGAACCUGUUACUAAUACUCCAUCAGAAGAGGAAGCCAAACAGGAACGCUCUGAAUCUGCACUCUCUAAAACUUCAAAUGCCUCUGCUACCUCAAAUAAAUCAAACAACUCUGCUCAUGAAAGGUCUUCCACUGGGAAAUCUGAACAUAAUGAAGUAGAAAUUGUGAACAAAGAACGAACCAAAAGUGCCAUGUCAAUUGCUCCUACAAAGUCAACCAAGUCAGAACCAGACUGUAUUGUUUCAGAAAGAGAACCAACACCCAUGUCAAGUCUGUCAGAAAGAGGAAAGGCUGGGAAACAAAGCCAAGAAAGAGCAGUCAGCCCAAUAUCUGCAAAUAUAUCAGCUGCAUCUAGGAUAUCAAACAAACCAAAUCCUGCCCAUUCAGAGCGAGCAAUAACACCCAGAUCUUGCAGUUCAGAUGAUUUAGAGGAAGUGCCAUCAAAGCUGGUUAAUUCUCAAGAUGUUGAACCAGAAAGUGCACCCGCUCAAAAAUAUGCUACAUCAGAUAAUCACUGUGGAGAAGACAAUGAGUUCACUCGAGAAGUCAGAUCAGCUAGUGCCAUGUCGAAUAAAUCAAUCCCAUCCUCUAAACAUUCAUCAAAAGAAACUAAGAGAUCUGUUAAAUGUUGUUGCAAGAUAUUAGAGACAAGCACCACCCAAGAGUCCAGCGCUUCCAAAGUUCAACGUGAGCAGGAAACUGAGGUAAACGCAAAAGAACGAUUAGUCAGUUCACUGUCCAUCUGCUCCAAAACAUCUAUAAAUUCAGAUGCAUCUUCAAAACAUUCAUCCAUGCCAAAAAAUGGCAAAGUUUCUCCUACUUCUAGUAGGCCUUGUAGGUCUCACAAAUCAAGCCAAAGCAUACCCGAAACCACAGUUACCUCAGUACCAAAUGCUGAAAAACAGCGUGAGGAUUCAACUAAUGAUAUUUUGGAGUCAAAGAGAGCCACCAAUGCAAUGUCUAAGGUCUCUGAAGAAUCAGGAAAGGCCUGCUCUGAAAGAUCUAUCAAAUCAGGUUCAAACGCCACAGAAGACGCCACAGAAGAGAAUGGCAAAGACACUGCAAUGAAUGCCUUAACUGUGACCUCUCCAUUACCUAGGUCAAAGAGGUCUCCAUCUCCAAGCAGACCGAAGUCGACCCACAUCACUGAAGAUAUGGAGACUACUAGCAGAGCUCGUAGCGAAUUGUCGGUACACUCUAAUGUAUCAAGUAAAAGUAGUAAUUUGAAAGAUUUAAAGCCUAAGACCCAAAGAGAGGAUGUCAAUGAUGAAUCUGAGGAGAGAGUUGCAAGCAGCUUGUCAGGAAAGUCAAAACUGUCAGCUAAAUCCCAUAUGAACAUAAUUAAGUCUUCGUGUAUCCAGUUAGAUGAACUUUUAAGCCUAACAUCUAAACAACUAAAGUGUGAUGACUUUGAUGAACGAUCAACCAGUGGCAUGUCAGCAACCACAGAAGACAGUGGACAUAAGAUGGAGAUUGUAAAUUGUGUGGAUAUUGAGGAAAGAUCAAAGAUGGCAGCAUCUGUGAACUCAGCAAAUUCAGAAUCAAGAUCGCAAAGGUCAGUGCAAGCUCUCUCGCCUGUCUCAGCCAAAAGUGUAAUGUCAGCAGAAUUUAAGAAGAGUAAGUCAGGAAGUGGGUUAAAUGAAAACAAUAUCAGAGUGCCCUCCGCUUUGUCAGUGUCAUCUACACACAGUGAGUCACCCUCCAGAGUUUUACAGGGAAGUGCUAAAAAUACAGCAACAAAAGGAAGUGAGAGAUCUUGUGAAGCUGUCAAUCACACCAGUCAAACAGGAAUUAAUGAAAUGGACAAUGCAUCCAACAAAAUGUCUGCGACAUCUUCAAAACAUGAGCAAAGUGAAAAAGCCUCUAGAAAAGCUACGGAAGAAAAUAAAUCUGCAAAGGCUUCUAAACAUUCAGUAAGGUCCAAAAAUGACCGAAUUACCUGCAAGAAUGAUAGAAGAUCUCUUCAAACAUCCAACCCAGACAUGAUAUCUGUGAAAAAAGUCACAUCCAGGCCAAAUUCAGUGGUGUGGUCUGAUAUUUCUCAGAAUUGUCAACUUUACAAUAAAAAUAAAGAAUCCGUUAUAAAUCCUGGCUCGUCCAGUGAGAGUGCAUUAUCACAAGCCCUUUCAGCUGCAGAUCUGUUAAGAGAGAUCACUGGAAAUGUAAGACCCGUCAGUAGAGAAUCAAAGUCAAUUACCUCUAGCAAAAAUGUUGGCAAGGUCGAGAAGAUUAAUGAGAAUGAAAGUGAGAAAAGCUGCCAGUACAAACACAGGAAAGUCAGCAAAUCAUCAGAGCGCAACAAAGAGGAAUGUUUUUCAGAACUGAUGCCAUCAUGCUUACCAAACGCUUCCCCUACAGAUGUUGUGAAGGACUGGCUCAGGAACAUUCCCCUUGAUGGCCAUGUUUAUGAAAUGGAUGUCGAACUCACUGAAAGACUCACUCAGACUCCAGGCAAUGAGGAGACUUUUCAACAGGACAUUAGAGAGCCACCAGAAUACAUAACAGAGGUUGAAGAACGUCACGAGGAGUAUCAGGAGAAGAACCAUGUCAGUUGUGUUGAGAAACAGGUGUGUGAAGGACUACAAAUUGAAACAAGCGAAAUCGAUCCCAAUCCCAAUACAUUGACUAAAAAAGAGGGUUUACAAAAGCUGUGCCAUUCUUCUGUUCAGGUGAUGAAGGUUUUACUGGGUCCAAAACUAGACCGAUGUAAUAGUUUACCUGAGGUCUCAGCUGUGUAUGGCAGAAAAUUGAGCCAGUCAGCCCAGGGGCUACUUGAUUGCCUUGCAAAUUUACGAUUGAUUGACUCGGACCCUAAAAAUGAGAAACAUCCCAAAUAUAAUGAAGUCAUGAUGAUCCUACAAUCGCUAUGGCUCCAAGAGCCCUCUGAGAAUAAACAGGACAUAAAAAAACAUCCAUCAGCAGAAGAUAAAUUUAACCCACGGUCUUCAUCUGGAGUAGAUGUUAGCAGUUGCUCCACGGGUUCUUUUAAGGGAAGCAUGGGUGGUAUAAUAGAAAAAUCAGAGACCGAACAAGGUAAUAUACCACUAAUUGCUGAGCAGGAGGCCUCACUUCAAGAUAAAGAUGAAGCUGUGAUGGAUGAAGAUGAGGAAAAGCCAACAACUGCCUCGUGUGAAGGUUUAGAUCCAUCGAAUGUAGUCUCCGAUCAAGUAACACCAGACAUUGCAGAGGGAGUCCAAGGGAGUCCAGAGAAUGCAGAAAUGGAUGAUGAUGAUGAUGAUGAUGAUGAUGAUGAACAAGAAAAAACUGUUUUAACUCCAGUCACCAAAGAAGAUUCUCAAAGCACAGAGAAUAAGAAUGAAUCAGAUCAAAAGCUGCUGACAUCCUUUAACAAGAGCUCUGGAAAUGAGAGUUCCACAAUUAAAUCUCUGGAAAAUACAAGUUCAGGAACGCCACCAUCUGUUCAAAGAGCUUCACUCACUAAAAGAGUUUCACAAGACCCAGAUCCCAUUUGGGUUUUGAGUUUAUUAAAAAAGCUAGAAAAGCAAUUCAUGUUGCAUUACACAGAUGCCAUGGCGGAGUUCAAAGUCUCGUGGGAUUUGGAUGACAAUGAGAUGCUCAAUAUGAUGAUCACAGAACUAAAAGAGGAGGUACACAAACGGAUUCAAUCAAGUAUUAACCGAGAACUGCAAAAAAUCCAAAGUCGAGCUGGUAAGGGACCAAGACCUCCAAAAAAUGCUCUUUCAAAAGAAUCCACUGUCCAGACUGAACAGAGACGCAAACGUCUUCGUGUUAUGCGAGAAAAAAUCUCUCGGUCAAUGAGUGAUGAAAUUUACACUGCGUCUGGUACGGCUUAUAGUGAGCAACGUAGUGAAGAUGAGUAUUGCCCGUGUGAUGCAUGCAUGAAGAAGAAAAUGGCAUCAAGAGCAGCCCAGCGAGCUCAGGCUUUGAGUUUGGCCCCUGUUGUAAAGGAAUUUGAUCUGCGGCAUAUACUUCAAAUGAAAAAAAAAUCCAGCUAAACCUCCAGAAC